Molecule: messenger RNA, 519 nt
Organism: Thelazia callipaeda (thelaziosis nematode)
Lineage: Eukaryota; Metazoa; Nematoda; Chromadorea; Rhabditida; Thelaziidae
Source: the annotation of a GenBank genome assembly
AUGAGACGGCUAUUGAUUGGUGGACAAAGGCAAAAGGAAAAAUGUCGCGCAGUUGUUUCAUAUGAAACGAUGUGGCAGUGGAGUUUGAUAAUGAUACGGAGCCUAUGUAAUCGACCUGUGCGUUACUCAGCGUGUCGUACUUAUGAAUGUACGCAGUCAGAAGCGGUUGAGUUGCGAAUGCACUGUGGAAGACCGCACGCAAAGGUCGUCUUUUUGCAUCCGUUGCGUGUGCGUUGUUGCACUGAUGCUUCAGUCGAUGUGAGAUGCUCUUUCUCUCUGGCUCUCUCUCGCAGAUCAUCUCAACAAAGAACGGGGAAUCGUAUGGGAUGGCAUUGGCAGAUGCGGUAUACUGCCGAUGUGAAAAUUAGAUCGUAUGGCAGUUCAGCAAGUGUACGGCUGUGGCUUGGCAGGCAGGCGAUUGUGUGGAAUGUAACUACGCCAUUAACUUUUCAACACUGGCAACGCUUUUUUAAACGAAAUUUCGUAAAAAAAACGGAAAAGAGACGCCAUUAUAGUUGA